Messenger RNA from Rosa rugosa (rugosa rose), 1302 nucleotides. RefSeq lists its product as uncharacterized. The coding region runs from base 1 to 1302 and encodes 433 amino acids. Lineage: Eukaryota; Viridiplantae; Streptophyta; Magnoliopsida; Rosales; Rosaceae. The record is from RefSeq and is a predicted model, not a curated record. The transcript has 4 exons.
AUGUCUAACAAUAUUACGAACAUCUCCCGUCCUACUCUGCGAGGAAGACCCCUCACGGAGGAUGGAAACAUCCAUCACAAUAUUCAGAAUGCAGUAGGUUGCAAAUGGGUAUUUCGCAUAAAGAGGAAAUCAGAUAACUAUGUUGAACGGUACAAGGCCCGACUUGUUGCCAAAGGCUUCCAUCAACAACAAGAUAUCGAUUAUGAUGAAACAUUUAGUCCUGUUAUUAAGCUUGUCACUAUUCGAACUGUGAUUACUAUUGUUGUUUCAAGAAGUUGGCCACUCAGGCAAUUAGAUGUAAAGAAUGCCUUCCUUCAUGGCAUUCUUAAGGAAGAUGUCUUCAUGAUACAAAACCUCACCAUGUCUAGUAUUGCAGACUCAUCCCUCUUUAUUUAUCGCCAUGGGCCACAUAUUAUCUAUUUUCUAUUAUAUCUUGAUGACAUUGUGGUGACUGGGAGUGAUGACCGUCUCCUUCAGAGCUUUAUAUGGUGUCUUGGGAGAGGAUUUGACAUCAAGGACCUAGGUCCUCUUCAUUAUUUUCUUGGCUUACAGGUUACUACUCAUCAACAUGGGCUACACAUCAAUCAGCUUAAAUACGCUCAUGAUAUUCUUUCUAAGCAUGAUUUUUUAUUUAGCAAGCCUGUCAGUACACCCAUGUCUGCCAAGACUGCUCUUACUACUACUGAUGGACCCCUGCUUGAAAAUCCUACAAUUUUUUGGGAAUUGGUUGGCUCAUUGCAGUACCUUACUAUCACUCGUCCUGACAUUACAUUUGUAGUAAACAUGGUUUUUCAGUUCAUGAGUAAGCCACGUGCCCCACACCUAGUUGCUGCCAAACGCAUUCUAAGAUAUGUUAAGGGUACUAUUGGACAUGGAUUACUGUUUACACCACAACGCCAGCCUGUUACUCUCUCAGCUUAUUCUGAUCCUGAUUGGGCUGGUUGUCCAACCACUAGGCGUUCCACUUCUGGCUAUCUCGUGUACCUUGGCUCAGAUCUCAUAUCUUGGUGCUCUAAAAAGCAUCCCACCAUAGCCUGCUCCAGUGCAGAGUCUGAAUACCACUCCCAUGCUCAUGCUUGUGCUGACACAAUGUGGUUAGGCUAUCUUCUCUAUGAAUUUGGUGCUCAUAUUCAGUUUCCUGUGUUAUUGCAUUGUGAUAAUUUGAGCACAGCAUACAUGGCUUCCAAUCCCAUCUUUCAUGCACAUACAAAGCACAUUGAACUUGACUAUCACUAUCUCCGGGAAAAAAUUGCCAUUGGGAGUCAUAGGGCAAACUUGUGCGUCCAGGACCCUCAAGUUUGA